CCCCUAGAUGGGUGCGUGACGUCAUUUAUGGACGGCCCCUUGUUGGCCCAUUCCACGCUCGCCAAAAGGCUGCCGAGGGGCUUUUUAUUUUUCACCGCGGCCCCUUUAAUCGUCGCGGUCAAUUCGUCGCGGUGCCCGGGCAAAAGCCUGCAUUAGGCCGCGAAUGGCCUUAACGGGAGCGAGCGGAGCUCUCUCGAAAUUCACUUCUCGGUUGCGUUUUCGCCGUUAAUUUAAAUAACAACAAUAACAACCCGUGCCUCGAUGAAAGUGGUCUCGAUGCACGUCUUAAGGCGGCGGAAAGUGGGCAGACUUCGCGGCACGGUUGAGGAUUUGUAAGCGCGGUGAAAACAAACAAAAACCCAUCGUCCGGACUUUGUUGACGUCCCCGUUGCAAGGGCGUCCGCCACUAUUGAACGUCUCACGGGCGGGGGUCGCUCACGAUGACCGGGUUCAAAGAUAUCGACGAUGUACUUAAACGCAACUCUUCCCGUGACGGUCACCUCGGCGCCUCCUCGCCUCAGCCGCAGGAGGGGUCAUUUGUGCUGCUCACAGAAGACCAGACAGAUGGAGGAUUUCUCAUCCAUCACUUCCUUUCCUCCUACGUAAAAGAUGGCUGGAAAGUGUGUUUCAUUGCGAUGGCUCAAUCUUUCCACCACUACGCAACAGUCGCGCAAAAACUGGGUGUGAACUUGGGCUUGGCGCGGCGCGACGGGCAGCUCGUGGUGCUGGAGGGACUCACCGCGCUACGGGACCUCGCCCUCGACCGAGUAGGGGAGCGUGCCGAGCCGGCCUUCCCCUGCAGUGUCCUGCGCCCAGAUUCUGAAAGCCUGCGGGAUCUCUACACCUCUGUUAAGCACUGUCUGUUGUCUUCGGAGCCCGGGUCCCCGGUUCAACGCCCGGUCCUCAUUGUGGACAGCGUGAACUCGCUCUCCACCCUGGGCUUCUCCGUGCCGGCCACGCUCGCAUUCCUCCACUACUGCCGCGUGCUGCUCAAUCACACACUUCACGGCGAUGUGGUGGUGCUUCUCUCGGCGGACUCGGACGUAGACGACGCCGAUGGAGUCACACUGCACCGCUCCGUCGCGCACCAGGCCCACACGGAGCUGUGCGCCCAGGCCCUGCCCAGCGGAGCCGCGCGCGACGUCGAUGGCCUGCUGACAGUGUGGACGCGCUUUCCGGACCAGGCCCUGCCCCACGCCUCUACUCGGAGCCGCUACCGUUACAAACUUCACGAUCGAGGACUCACCCUGUCGCCUGCACUCGAUUCCUGACGACCGCAGUGGAAAAAGCAGCAGCAGCCAUGGUGGUGGCACCGUGGCGGUGGUCGUGUGGGCGGGGUGGCGGUGGUCGUGUGGACGGGGUGACGUCUUGCCUCGACGCACGGGACUUUGUGGAAUGGGACACGUCGUUUGUAUGUGGGUUAUGGAGCCACGUCCUGCUGAUGAGUAUCGUCAAAGACUAUACUACGGCCUAGGAUUUAUUGUUUUUUCUGCAGAACUCUGAUGUUUUCAGGGUGUACCACGUGUUUUUCAGCAUGGCGCCCUGCGUUUCGAUCCUGCAGAAGCUCCCAAAAUGAGGAGCGCAACGUCGGACAUCAUGUCACAACACUCCAAAGAUUAAUCAAAGAGCAGUUAUCAUAGCUUAAUUUCAGCCAGAAAAUCACGUUCAGUAAACUUCUCACAAUACUAUCUACAUUAUCAACAACAUUGUACUAUAAUCUUCACUACCUAUGUUAUUAUCACCAUUACUCUCAUAAUUACUACUAUAACCAUCAUUCCCAUCAUAAAGUUCAAUAACAUCACCAUUACUAUAUUCACCAUCACUAUGUCCAUUGUCACCACUAUCACUAUAAAAUCCACCACCAUUAUUAUCACGAUCACGAGCAUCACCUGCUCUAUCACUACUUUUUUCCACUUAACACAGAUUUUUGUAGGCAGUAUUACGAUUCGAAAAUUCACGUGGGUUUGACCAUGUAAUGAUCUCCAAAUAUGUGUUGUGUUGUGAAACCCUCCACCAACCAAACAAUUAAAAUUGACACAUGUAUAAGUCUUUGUUACAUCAGUUAUUGUUUUUGGUCACCAGCAAUAUGAUGGGAAAUAUUCACGACAAAAUGUGACAAUAGGCAUGAUGCUUCAUUUGUAAAUAUGCCAACCAUCAAGAAAAAUUACAUAACUCAAAUGUGUCUUGAAUGCUGGAAGUUUCCCCCUAAUGUUUAGCAUAUUUCCAAAUGAAACAUCCUUUUUAUUAUUACACGCUUUUAUUUAACUCACUGUUGUAUACUCAACUCUCUGUCGUAUCAAAUCUUGUAACUCAAUUUUAACCCACUUCCCAAUGUGGUAUCGACUGCAAACUUGGUAUACGUAUGGCAUACUGAUGACAAUACUAUAUUAUAUCAUUCAAAAUAAAAUAUUUUUAAGCAA
Molecule: messenger RNA, 2420 nt
Organism: Petromyzon marinus (sea lamprey)
Lineage: Eukaryota; Metazoa; Chordata; Hyperoartia; Petromyzontiformes; Petromyzontidae
Gene: ELP6
Product: elongator acetyltransferase complex subunit 6
Biological process (GO): tRNA wobble uridine modification
Cellular component (GO): elongator holoenzyme complex
Source: RefSeq, a predicted model, not a curated record